AUGAAACUCAAAGAACUUGAAGGUUUACUUCAGGAUGUUACUGUUUUUGAUGAGCCCAAAAUUCAUCUGGAACAAUACGCGACAACACCACAUUUAGCUUCAAGAAUGCUAUUUACUGCGCAUUCUGUAUAUGAUGACAUUGAAAAUAAAAUAGUGGCAGAUUUUGGUUGUGGAUGUGGAAUAUUAAGUAUCGCAUCAAAUAUUCUCGGAUCAAGCUAUAAUAUCGCUGUAGACAUCGAUCCGGAUGCACUCCAAAUUGCUAACGACAAUUGUUCGAAGUUUGAACUUUCUGUUGAUUUUAUAUUGACAGAUUUAACCUCGAAUCCAUUGGCUGUGGAGGUUGCGAAUAAUGCUGUUUAUUCGUUACAUAAAACCUCAACGAGAGAGCACAUACUUAAAAAAGCAAAAGAAUGGGGAGUUGAUUGCGAAAUUUUGGCCGAAUUGAAAUUUGAUAUACCAAAUAUGUACAAGUUUCACAAAAAGAAGUCAGUAGAUAUUCAAGUAGAUUUUCUGCGAAUAGCAAAGUAA
This is a messenger RNA of Ambispora leptoticha, 528 nucleotides long. NCBI's taxonomy places the organism in Eukaryota, Fungi, Glomeromycota, Glomeromycetes, Archaeosporales, Ambisporaceae. The record is from the annotation of a GenBank genome assembly.